AUGGCGUCUUCUCAGGACGCUUGGUAUCUCUCGUUGCUCGGCCUGGCCGAGAAUUUCCGCACGUCGAAUCCGCCCGACAUCAAGUCGUGCAUCCAGUGUCUGCAGGCGGUCUUCAACUUCAAGCCGCCGCCGCGCGUCGAGGCGCGCACUCACCUUCAGCUCGGCAACAUCCUGCUCACGCACACGAAAAACAUCGAUUUGGCGCGAUACCACCUGGAUAAAGCGUGGCGACUGAGUCAGAACAUAAAUACAUUCGACGACGUCAAGUUUGAGGCAGCCAGCGUCGUCGCCGAACUGUACGAGCAACAGCUGCAGCCGAACCUGAGUAAACCGAUUUUGAGGAAGGCAAUAGAAUUGUCUCAGCACAAUGUCUACUGGCACUGUAGGCUCAUCUUUCAACUUGCGCAAAUUCAUGCCUCAGAGAAGGACUUUGUCGCAGCGAGCAGCUUGCUCGCGGUGGGUGUCGAUUAUUCUCACAUAAGCAACGCCAGUUAUACCCGAGUGCUCUUUCUCUUAAGUCGGUGUAUGCUGCUGUUGAUAGACAAGAAGUUCACUGAGGUUCAUCCUCUGCUAAAUUCAGCGGGCCAUCAUGUGGAGAAUUGGCAAGGCAACCCGCAUCAAAAGGAGUAUCUGAAGGUGUACUUUCUAGUUCUUCAAGUGUGCCAUUAUCUUAUGGCAGGCCAGGUGAAGAGCGUGAAACCUUGUUUGAAACAACUGCAACAAAGUAUACAGACUAUAAUGUCGCCUAGCUGGCCGGCAGACGAUGUGGUUACGGGCUCCAAUAUUGGGGAUAUGUUUAUAUGGAUGCCGAAGGAUCAUUUAUACGUCUUGGUUUAUUUAGUAACCGUUAUGCAUUCUAUGCAAGCCGGUUACAUGGAUAAGGCACAGAAAUAUACCGAUAAAGCGCUUAGUCAAAUUGAAAAACUGAAAAUUAUCGAUAACAAACCUAUCUUGUCUGUGUUUCAAUUAAUGCUUUUGGAGCAUAUAAUUAUGUGUCGGCUUGUAAUGGGAAACAAAAGUGUAGCUCUUAUGGAAAUUUCUCAAGCUUGUCAACUCUGCAGGCGGCAACCUAGGUUACUACAGGGUCAUAGACCACAAUUACAUGUAUUACUAGGGUUAUACGCAAUGUCUAUGAAUUGUAUGGAAGCUGCAGAGGCUCAGUUCAUUGCUGCACUCAAAACGUCACAAGAAAAGGAACUCUGGACAUUCGCGCAUUUGAACCUAGCGAUAGUAUAUCUCAGAUCAAAGAGGGAAGCCGAAUUGGGAGCGUUGUUAGAAAGGAUAAAUCCAGAAUCUCUACCAUCACAUUCUCAUUCUUUGAGGGCAGCUGCAUAUUACGUACAAGGACUCCAAGCUUUCUUUGGUGCUAGAUACAAUGAAGCAAAGCGAUAUCUUAGAGAAACCUUAAAAAUGGCAAACUCGGAAGACUUGAACAGACUCACUUCCUGUAGUCUCGUGCUUUUGGGACAUAUAUUUCUUUCUUUGGGAAAUAGUAGAGAAUCGAUGAAUAUGGUCACACCUGCGAUGCAAUUAGCUUCUAAAAUACCUGAUGUACAUGUACAACUGUGGGCUACUGCCAUUUUAAAAGAUUUGUAUAGAAUUUGUGGUGAGCCUAAUCGCGAGAGCGAGGCAUAUCAAAUGCACUGCACAUUCUCUCAAACCCUUCUGAAGGACCAUUUUCAGAGCACACAAAUGAGUGAGCAUUCGCUCAUUCAAUGGACAGACGGCCCAAUGCCCGCAUCGCCAACCAAUCCACCACCAUCCACGUCGCAAGCAAUUCUCUAAUGGUAUAAAAGAUAUUUAGGUGUGUCUAUUUACUUAAAUUGUCCAGAACUGUCUGAAACCAUGUAUAUUUGUACUAAUUAUUCCUUGAGUUGUAAAAUGAAGUUGGGUUUAGCCUCAUUCAGUCUCGGAUAUUAAAAGAACUAUGAUAAUGUUUAAAAAUAUCGGAUUUAAUUGCGAGUAAGGCGGUAAAUAUAGAAGGAUUAAUGGAUAUUUGAUAUAAUAUCCAGAUUUUUUUGAUACGUGAGAUAUCUGUAGGAGUAUAUGGCAACUAGAUAUAGCAGAGCUUGAUAGCAAUUUAUAGUAUUAUUUGAAUCAUCGAAAUUGUACACGGCAGGGAUUGACUAAUUUAGAUCAUUAAUAUUUUGUUUACUUCAGUUAAUAAACAUUAAAUCAUUUUUUAUUCAAGAGGAUACAAAUGCUAAUUAUCGUAAUGCAGAACAGACCCGUUUUUUCAGAUUUAUAUGACCCGUUCUGCCGCACAAUGCGUUUAGACAAGAUUUGUAUUGCACAUAUAGGGAAUAGAUCGGAAUAUUGAAUAAAGAUUUUUUCUCGUCGCCGGGCCGAAAGUGACAACUUUCAUCCCGCUACGCGGGAUGAAGUUGUCGCGUUUCGGCUCCGUCGAGGAGAAAAAUCGUAUACACACCACGGGCAGUAAAUAAGGAAGCCUCAGAUCACAUGUUUGUCGACCUCGGCUCCGCCUCGGACGACAAUUACAUGUGAUCUGAGACCUUCCUUAUUUUACUGCCCUAGGUGUGUAAUAUACUAUUAUUUUUGUUUGAAAAU
Messenger RNA from Temnothorax curvispinosus, 2568 nucleotides. It is a transcript of the gene Mau2, whose product is annotated as MAU2 chromatid cohesion factor homolog. NCBI's taxonomy places the organism in Eukaryota, Metazoa, Arthropoda, Insecta, Hymenoptera, Formicidae. Gene Ontology annotation, cellular component: SMC loading complex; chromatin. Bases 1 to 1785 code for a protein of 594 amino acids. Gene Ontology annotation, molecular function: protein binding; double-stranded DNA binding. The record is from RefSeq and is a predicted model, not a curated record. The transcript is spliced from 8 exons. Gene Ontology annotation, biological process: maintenance of mitotic sister chromatid cohesion; mitotic sister chromatid cohesion.